Brassica oleracea var. oleracea is the source of this 1227-nucleotide messenger RNA. RefSeq names its product zinc finger BED domain-containing protein RICESLEEPER 1-like. The record is from RefSeq and is a predicted model, not a curated record. The coding region runs from base 1 to 1227 and encodes 408 amino acids. Gene Ontology annotation, molecular function: DNA binding; protein dimerization activity. The transcript has a single exon. NCBI's taxonomy places the organism in Eukaryota, Viridiplantae, Streptophyta, Magnoliopsida, Brassicales, Brassicaceae.
AUGACAAGAUUUAAGGAAGGUUUCAAGGAGAUUGGAGAUGAUGUGAUGGUUCUAGAAGGUCGUUUUCUACAUAUUCGCUGUGCUACUCACGUUCUCAACCUUAUUGUCAAGGAGGGUUUGCGGGAAGCUGACAACAGUAUAAAUGCAAUUCGAAAUGGUAUUUUGUAUGUGAGGUCUUCAACGCAGAGACAAAUAGCCUUUGAGCAGCGUGUUGAGUCAGGAAAACUUCAGCGAGGAAGCUUGCCUCUGGAUGUCACCACGAGAUGGAACUCCACGUAUCUGAUGCUAGAGCAGGCAAUGAAGUUUAAAGUGGCUUUUGAGAAGAUGGAAGCAGAAGAAAAGCCAUAUAAUGAUUACUUUAACGAGUUUGUGCAAGGAGAGAAACGAAUUGGACCACCAACUAAAGUGGAUUGGGAAGCUGUUGAUAGGUUAGUCCAGUUCUUAAUCAUUUUCUACCAAGCUACAUUGGUUUUGUCAGCUUCAACUUCAGUCUGUGCGCACAAGUUUUAUCACGCUAUCUACACAGUCACGAGAAAUAUUAGUGGGUUAAGCACUGCACCUGGUCCUGAUGCAAUAUUGAGGUCUAAAGCUGCAUCUAUGCUAGGAAAAUUAGGCAAGUAUUGGGAUCCAUUUGGGGAGAAAGUGGAGAUGAAUAAACUCAUCAUUGUAGCUGGUGUUCUUGACUCGACAAAGAAGAUGAAGUUUGUAACUAAAUGUUUUGAGAACUUGUAUGGAAAAGAGAGUGUUGAGGCGACUCAGUUAGCUAAAGAAACCGAAGACAUUUUGAGGGAUUUGUUCAAUGAGUACAACAACAUUUACAACGCGAACAAGAAUGGAGGGCCAGGGUCCACUACUGCGUCUCAUCAUAGUCAGUCUCAAGGUACCUCUUCUCAGUCUCAAGAUCUGUUUGUUGAAGAAGUAUCUCAGAGAACAGUACUUGGUAAUGGUGUUGCAUAUGAGAGCAUGAAUGACAUCUAUGAGGAGCUUGGCCAAGAAGCUGGUUUUCAAGAAAAAAUAAACGAGUUGGAUCUCUAUUUGAAAGAGAGUGUGGAGAAUCAUCAUGUGAUGAAUGGUACAGAGUAUGAUGUACUCUCUUGGUGGAGGGGAAAUAGUGGUAUGUAUCCGGUUCUAUCACUAUUAGCUAGGGAUGCAUUUGCAAUGCAAGUGAGUUCUGUUGCUUCUGAAUCUGCUUUUAGCACAAGUGGUCGAGUUUUGGAUCCAAGCUGA